Molecule: messenger RNA, 692 nt
Organism: Olea europaea var. sylvestris
Lineage: Eukaryota; Viridiplantae; Streptophyta; Magnoliopsida; Lamiales; Oleaceae
Exons: 3
Coding region: 129-443 (104 amino acids)
Source: RefSeq, a predicted model, not a curated record
CAGCCAAAUCAAUUAUCAAUCAGAAUUGUUAUAAAGUUUCUAUUCCUGCUUAUAUUCCUUCUGAAGUCCCACAACAUAGAAAGAACAACCAUUUGCUUGCAAUCCAUUUUCUUUACAUCAUUGGAUCAAUGGCUAUAAGUUACUCAUUUACAGCUCCAAUUCCAAUCAGACGGCCUGCAGCCAAUAGACUACUGGUGAUGAGGGCUCAUAAUCAAAUCUCAAUUAAUGGCAACCCUCUUCAGAUCAGAUCUCUUCCCAAGAAUAAGGUUUUUGAAGAUCUGUCAGCAGGUAUUGUUUGUUAUAGAGAUGAAAACGGAGAUAUACCAUGUGAAGGAUUUGAUGAGGGACCUCGUUUUCAGCAGCAAUUAUCAAGGUUUACUUGUAAUUCAAGAGACAUUGAGAUUAUUGAGCUUCUUCAGAGGUGUUGGGAUGGGAUCGAGUAGGUGCUGAACAAGACAAACAAACGUGUUUUACAAAUAAUAUUAAAUAAAGUAAUUAAGUUAAUAACUAUACGUAUGUAGGUGUGAUUGUAUCUGUCUUACUCUUGCACUGAUAUGUAUAUAACAAGAUUUUUAUUUUUAAAAUCAUUCACUUUCAAAGUUCAAACAGCAACACUUCAGAUUGUAUCUGCUUGAACUUUGAGAGAAACAAUUCUAUAACCUAAUGCUUCUAGAGAACGUGUGAUUGAAAAG